AUGGACGGAUCAUUCAUUCCCACCAAGAACCCCUCCAUUCCGAAGGGCUCUGGCCCGUCUCUUCUAGCCUGUCUUCUCUGUCGCCAUAAGCAUCUUAAAUGUGACGGGACGACCCCUGUCUGUGGCCGCUGCGCAGCCACAGGAGCCGAGUGUCAGUACACUCCUUCGCGCCGCGGGUACAAAGGACCGUCCAAGAAGCGGCGAGCCAAUCCGUCGUCUCCUGAACAGCUACCUCUCUCAGAACCCUCGACAUCGUCCUUCGACCCUCAGUCCGUCGCAUUGCUGGACCCUCCGGCGGACUGGAGUCUCCAGAACGGAAGCUUCCAAAAUGCGUUUCCAUAUUUUUCUCCCAAUGGCUUCCCCUCUUCGGACUCGGACAGCUCCCACAUAAAUACCGACAGAGCCCUAACGUCGCAACAACCUACACGGGUGAGCAAUGGUGGGCCGCUCACCCCGGAAUCUCUGACUUCGGUCGCCGGUGAUGGUUAUCUCGUCGACAUAUAUUACACCUAUUUUCAUCCAUCGCAUCCAAUUCUACCCCCGCUUCGUUUGCUCUAUCGCUUCCAUGUACCUCGAUAUCUGGAACAUGUCAUCAAGUUCAUCGGCUCCCACUUCACUCCCGCCGCAAACAGUGAGGUGUAUAGACCCUCUGUGAUGUUGUCAGCCAUGGAGCAGGAUGCGUCCGUAGAGAAGCUGCAGGCACUUCUCCUACUGGCUAUUGUGUUGCACUCGCGCAACGAGCGAGCGGAGGCUGGCGAGUGUCUUGUUAUGGCAGUCGACCUGGCCUUUGAGCUCGGGAUUCACCGCGAGACUUUCGCGGUCGCCAUGGGCGGAGGUGAUCCGGUCCGCGAGGAGAGUUUGCGACGCACGUGGUGGGAGUUGUUCGUCAUUGAAGGCAUGUUGACCGCACUCGGUGUGCAGCGGAUCAAUCGCACCAGCUUAGUACCGCCUGAGGUACCGCUACCGUGCGAGGAACGCAUCUUCCAGGAUGGACUGGCCGCGCCGGCGCCGCCCACGAUUGCACAGUUUGAUGAGCGCGUCUUUGCGGACGAGGAGCGGGACUUCUCCUCCUACACAUAUCGGAUCGAGGCGGUGCGGAUCCUCGGGCGCGUUGUCGCCAUUCAGGAUAUGAUCGAGGGCCAACAGGACCACGUGGAGGCGAUUGACGCGCGGAUCGCUAGCUGGUUUCACCACCUCCCCGAAUCAAAAUCAGAGUUGCUGCGUCCCGACGGGUCGGUAGACGAGAUGAUGUUCCAGGCCACCAUGAUCGUGAACGGAGCGGGUAUCUACCUCCACUUCCCGCGGUCCGAUCUCCUGUCAUCACCCGCAGUCGCUGCGGAAGUCAUCUGCGGCCACCACGGACCAUGCAGCAUCCCCGCCUUCUCGCACCACGCCCAUGCGAUGAAAGCCGUCAAGGCUGCCAGCGAGAUCUCAACCCUGGCAGCCAUCCGCAUGCCAGUCGUCAAGCACACGCCCUUCUUUAUUUGUGCCUUGGUGCUCAGCUCCAUCGUGCAGCUCGCCGCCUGCUCCGUGAAAGCCGGACAGAUGCCCGAUCCCAGCCGCGACCGACUCACCCUCACCAUCGGCGUCUUCAAGUCUCUCGCCCGCACCUGGGCCAUCUCGCAGACCAUCAUGCGGCAGAUCAAGGCCGUCGCGCGCGACGUCAUGGACGUCGGGCUGCGACCCACGAUGGAGCAGCUGGAUCUGACCACCGUCCUCGACGGAGGUCGAUUCUGGCUGCCGGAUGCACUUCCCCGAUGA
Aspergillus clavatus NRRL 1 is the source of this 1761-nucleotide messenger RNA. Its product is annotated as Zn(II)2Cys6 transcription factor. Gene Ontology annotation, molecular function: DNA binding; DNA-binding transcription factor activity, RNA polymerase II-specific; zinc ion binding. The transcript has a single exon. Lineage: Eukaryota; Fungi; Ascomycota; Eurotiomycetes; Eurotiales; Aspergillaceae. Gene Ontology annotation, biological process: DNA-templated transcription; regulation of DNA-templated transcription. The record is from RefSeq and is a predicted model, not a curated record. Bases 1 to 1761 code for a protein of 586 amino acids.